GAGAGGAGCAGAGAGGAGCAGGUUUCGGCUUACAGCGCAUACCACACUAACAACACUAAAACACAGUGAAAUACAGGCUGGAGUACCGGGACUACACCGCCAGAUGAGCCCAACUUCGGACACUAACGGCCGCAGACUGUGGAUUGUAACAAGGAGUUUUUCUGCCCUGUAAUGUGGGAAUGCUUCCUCCUCUUUUCCCUGGUAUGUGGAUCUGGGAGCGACCAUGUUAUUAGGCAGGUGAUGAAAGGAGAAGCCGGCUGUUCUAUCCCAGCUUAAAGAAGACCCAGGAUAGAAAUUGAGAGAGAUACAUUAAGUUGGAGGGGGAUUCACCACUACCAAGGGAUCAGGAUGAACGUGCUUCUAUACCACUGACGAGCAGAACUGGAAUGAUAUCUUGACCUUUUUUCCUGGAAGUGACCAAGUUAGCGAUGAGCGGGGGGAUAUAAUGGCCAGGAACAAGGAUGCGCGCCCCCCGUCAUUCGCCGUCAGUGUGGUUGGCCUCUCGGGGACGGAGAAAGAGAAAGGAAAUUGUGGCGUUGGCAAGUCCUGCCUAUGCAAUCGAUAUAUUCGUCCUAAUGCGGACUGCUACUACUCGGAGCACACCUCAGUGCUGAGCACAAUAGACUUUGGGGGACGCGUGGUUAACAAUGACCACUUCCUGUAUUGGGGGGAGGUGUCCCAUAGAGGGGACGAUGGGUUGGACUGUAAAAUACAAGUCAUCGAACAAACAGAGUUUAUUGAUGACCAGACGUUUCUUCCGCAUCGGAGUACGAACCUGCAGCCGUAUACCAAAAGGGCGGCAACAACGAAGCUCCAGUCGGCUGAGAAGCUGAUGUACAUCUGCACGGACCAGCUGGGCUUGGAACAGGACUUUGACCAGAAGCAGAUGCCUGAUGGGAAGCUGAACAUCGACGGCUUUAUGCUCUGUAUCGAUGUAAGCAAGGGUUGCAACAGGAAGUUUGAUGACCAAAUGAAGUUCGUCAACAGCCUCUACUCCCAAAUCAUCAAGUCAAAGAAGCCCAUCGUUGUUGCUGCCACAAAAUGUGAUGAGUGUGUGGACCAGCACCUGAGGGACCUGCAGGUCUUUGUUGCCAGCAAGAAAAACCUGAUGCUAGUUGAGACGUCAGCACGCUCCAAUGUUAACGUGGAAGUCUGCUUCAAUGCCCUCAUCCAACAGCUGGACAAAGCAAGGGGGAAGCCAAAAACUGUGCCAUACCUGGAGGCCUAUAAAGUCCAACGGCAGCUUGUUGCCUCAGUAACGGAUAGAUUUGAGAAAGUGAUGGUGCACACGGUGCGAGAUUACCACACCACAUGGAAAACCGUGAUCAACAAUCUGAAGGGCCAACCUGACUAUGACGAGUUCAUCACCUUGGAGGGCUCAAGGAAAGCACGCAACAUGUUCACAAAGCACAUUGCACAACUGAAGCAGGAGCACAUCAAGAGGCGGAGGGAAGAGUACCUGACGACACUACCCAAAACCCUUAACAACCUCCUCAAUAACCUGGAGGAGGUCGAACACCUCUCAUGGCCUGAGGCACAGAGUGUUAUCCGGAACCGGGCUGAUUUCCAGUACUGGUUUGUCGUUCUGGAACAAACGCCAUGGGAUGAGACAGACCACAUUGACAUCAGUGACCGCAGGAUACCCUUUGACCUCCUCGACACACCUGACGGUGAGAGGAUUUACCACAACCACGUCCAGCACUUGCUGUCUGAGAAGAGAAGGGUGGAGAUGAAAGAGAGGUUCAAAAAGACGUUGGAGAGGGUUCACUUUAUCAGUGCGGGGCAGCCUUGGGAGGAAGUCAUGUGCUUUGUCAUGGAGGACGAGGCCUACAAGUACAUCACAGAAUCAGAUAGGAGGGAUGUUUAUUGUAGACACCAGCAGGAAAUAGUUGAAAGGGCCAAAGAGGAUUUUCAGGAAAUGCUUUUUGAGCACGCUGAGUUAUUCUAUGACUUGGAUCUGAAUGCCACCCCCAGCUGCGACAAGAUGAGUGAGAUUCACAGUGUGCUGAAUGAGGAACCCAGAUACAGAGCACUGCAGAAACUUGCCCCAGAUAGAGAGUCGCUCCUCCUCAAACACAUUGGCUUUGUUUACCAUCCCACUAAGGAGACGUGCCUGAGUGGGCAGAACUGUGUGGAUCUGAAAGUGGAGCAGGUUUUGGCAAACAGGCUGGUGCAGCUGGACCACGGACGCUCUAAUCUCUACUACAACAGUGCCAACAUCGAUAAGAUCAACCUCUGCCUCCUGGGAAGGGAGGGUCUCUCACAGGAACUAGCCAAUGAGAUCCGAGCUCAGUCCACAGAUGAUGAGUACACCCUGGAUGGUAAAAUUUACGAGCUGGAGCUUCUUCCCGUGGAUGUCAAUUCCACGCUGCUUUUCAGCCACACGUGGGUCUCCACUUUCAAGCCACAUGGCUGCUUUUGUGUAUUCAACUCCAUAGAAUCCCUCAACUGUAUUGGAGAUUGCAUAGGCAGGAUCAGAGCAGAGAUGGCCCAGAGUAGGAGAGAUAGGUUUGCUCAGCCACUACCAUUCAUUCUAAUCCUGGCUAAUCAGAGGGACAGUGUCUGCAAAAACAUACCCAUCCUGAGGCACCAGGGUCAACAGCUGGCAAACAAGUUGCAAUGCACCUUUGUCGACAUCCCCUCCGGAGCCUUUCCACGUAAAUUCACUGAGUUCCAAGUUAAACAGGGUCUGCGGGCAGUGCUGGAGGGGCUAAAGCAUAACUUUGAUGUCUUGGCGCCACUUCCCUCUAUCAAAGACAUGUCAGAGACCGACCUUAGGAUAGUCAUGUGUGCAAUGUGCUGGGAUCCUUUCAGCGUUGACCUUAUCCUCUCACCCUUCCUGGACUCUCAUUGCUGUAGCGCCGGACAGCCUGGGCAGAGCAACACACUGAUACUGGAUAAGAUAAUCGGGGACAGCAGAAAGAGAAUCCAGGUCACUGUCCUGUCCUACCACACUGCUAUCGGCGUCCGCAAAGAUGAACUGGUGCACGGCUACAUUUUGGUCUAUUCUGCUAAGCGCAAGGCUUCUAUGGCGACCCUGCGGGCGUUUCUGGCUGAAGUCCACGACGUGAUCCCUGUCCAGAUGGUGGCCAUUACAGACAGCCAGGCAGACUUCUUUGAGAAUGAUGCCAUCAAGGACCUGAUGACGGAGGGGGAGCACAUUGCCACAGAGAUUGCUGCCAAGUUUACGGCCCUCUACUCACUGUCACAGUAUCAUCGACAGACGGAGGUUUUUACGCCCUUUUUCAACGAAGUGCUGGAGAAAAGGCCGAACAUCGAGAGUUCCUUCCUGUUUGACAGCUCGUCACGAGAGUGCACCACUGGAGCCAGCGAAGACGUCUUCCCCACCUCGCCACAUAGCCAUUCCCCGGCCUACAACACCUAUUACCCAGAAUCUGAUGAUGAUAACGAGGCGCCCCCACCUUACAGCCCAAUAGGGGACGACGUUCAGCUUCUCCCCACACCCAGCGAACGGGCCAAGUACCGGAUUGACCUAGAAGGCAAUGAGUACCCAGUCCACAGCACGCCUGUUGGAGACCAUGAACGCAACCAUAAAGUGCCUCCACCAGUCCGGCCCAAACCAGUGCUCCCCAAACCUAAUGUCAAAAAGCUGGACCCCAACCUGCUGAAAACCAUUGAGGCUGGCAUGCGAAGCAAUCGCAGGAUGCCACGGGGCCCAAUGACGCACAGCGAGGAUGGGGACCCGUCAGACAACUAUGCAGACCCCGUGGACACCUUGCUGAGGUCCAGGGGCUUCCACAACGACGACAUAUAUGCUGUGCCUGAUGACACACACAGCCGUCUGGUGAAAAUACGAAACUCCUUCGGCGGGCUGCACGGCCUCCACGGAGGAGAGGAAGAGAAUGGAUUUGACAGGAAGUCUCAGACUGGACGGCGGCCGUCAAAAUACAAGCAUCGCUCUAAAAUCCUGUUCAGCAAGACAAAGGCCUACCAAAGACGAUUCCACUCUGACAGUGACGGGGAGGAGACAGGCCCUGCCACGCAGAAAAAGAAAAAGGGAAGAGCCCACAGGGGCAGCGAGGAGGACCCGCUGCUCUCCCCCGCCGACCCCUGGAAGGGAGGGAUAGAUAACCCCGCCAUCACCUCGGACCCUGAGGAGGACAAGAAGUUGAAGAAGAAGAAGCCCAAGACGCCAAAGGAACCGAAGAAGCCGAAAUCUUCCAAGCCCCCCAAGCCCCUGUACCCCCCCACCCGGAGAACCUGGGAGAGCAACUACUUUGGCGUUCCCCUGCAGAACCUGGUGACCUUGGACCGACCCAUCCCACUCUUCAUCGACAAAUGUGUCGACUACAUCGAACGCACAGGUCUAACGACAGAAGGUCUGUACCGCGUCAGUGGGAACAAGACGGACCAGGACAACAUCCAGAAACAGUUUGAUCAAGAUCACACCAUCGACUUCGUGGAGAUGGACGUGGCGGUGAACGCUGCAGCCGGAGCGCUCAAAGCUUUCUUCGCCGACCUGCCCGACCCGCUGAUCCCCUACAACCUGCACCCGGAGCUGGUGGAGGCUGCAAAAAUCGUGGACUACAUCGAGCGUCUGCAGGUUUUGCGAGAGAUCGUGGAGAAGUUUCCUUCUGUCAACUACCAGGUGUUUAAAUACAUCAUCACACACCUCAACAGGGUGAGCCAGCACAGCAAGACCACCCUGAUGACGGCGGACAACCUGUCCAUCUGCUUCUGGCCCACGCUGAUGCGGCCCGACUUCGAGAACAAGGAGACGCUGUCCACCACCAAGCUGAACCAGGCGGUCAUCGAGUGCUUCAUCGUGCAGAGCGACUACUUCUUCCACGGCGGCGAGGUGGCGGAGAGCUCCAGCAGCGAGGGCACGCCGCCGCCGCACUGCCACAACAUGGUGGAGGCGCUGCUCCCGCUGCAGCUGCCCCCGCCCCUGCAGCCGCAGCAGAUCCAGCACACGCUGCACCCCGACCCGCUCAUCUAACGGCACAGAGGAGCAUGCUGGGAAGUGGAGUUUGGGUGGAAAAGAAUCAGAUCGCCCGGCUGCUGCGGCUGCUGAUGAGACACAUCGACGUUUGUUGGAUUAAACUAAUCUGUGCGAUCGGCUCGUCCUCUGAGAUAAAUCCUGGAUUAGAAAAUCACAAUCGGACGUCACCUUUUUUUGGAACUAAUUUUUGGACCUGACUGCCCCUUUUAAUGAUACUGAGAGAUUGAUUUGGCACAUAGCGACAACACUAAUCGUUUAGCAGGGUCUGACUCGGACUAACCCCCCCCUCCUCUUACCUAACCCUGAUGGAAUAGCACACUGGGGUCCUGAGCAGGUUCCCCUUAAACCCCUGUCCCCCUUUCUCCUGCUCAAGAAAAGGGAAAACUUAAAGAGUCCCCCACGACUGCAACUAAACCCCGUUAAGAGAUUUGACUGACUGACUGACUGACUGUUUUUGACAUUUCGGCACAGGAAAACAUUUCUUCUUCUUCUUCUCCUUCUUCUUUUGUUGCCCAGAACUUUUCCCGGUGGAUUUGUGGCAGAAAUAUAACAAAUUGUGGAUUAUUUUUAAUCUCGGGGAGGAGCAGGUGGGCGGAGAGGUUUUAAUAAAUACUAAAAAGAGAAAAAAUCCCCUCUGACCCCCCCUAACGGACAGCACAUGCACGAUUUGUGUCAAAGGUCCCACAUGCCAAUUUCACGUCUGUUUGUUUUAUCAUUUAUUUCUUUUUUUAAAAUAUUUUUUUCUACCCUGUUUGUGUGUUUGUGUGCCUGUGUGAACUGACCUGUGGUCUGUACCUUCUCUGAGAGGGGAAGGAGGGAUUUAGAGGGAAUUAAAAAAUAAAAAGCGUGGACUGACGGACUGUAACGCUCCGUACCAGAGACUUUACUGCAAACCUUCAGACGGUCUCGUCUCUUUAGAGCCUCUGACUCUUCAUGCAAACGACUGACGUCCCUCGCCGAUGACGGCACAUGAGAGGAAACCACUACGGCGGCGUGAUGACUUCCUGUAUGAUGACUUCCUGUCAUGGAGGACGCUUCCCACUCCUUUUGUUUCUACUUUUCGUUCUGUUGGUUUGUUGGAAACUAAAAAUUUGCAUGUCUCUGUUUUUUGCCACUUAGUGAGAUAAAAAAAAACUUUUAAGGUUUAAAGAUAAAAAAAAAAAAUGAAAUGAUGAAACUCUAAAAGGAGCUCUUGUUCAGAUUUGCAUCGUUUUAUCUGAAUCUUUUUUUUUUUUUUUGGUUUAAGGGGAACAUUUCCACAGAAAAACUCUUAUUUGUUUCUUUUCCAUCAUGCAAGAAAUCAACUCUUAAUAUCAUAUUUUUGGUUAUAUGUUGAAUAGUUUUCCCUAAAUAGAGGAAAGAAGUAUAUAUAAGUAUAUAUAUAUAUAAAUCUAUCAGCAACAGAGGUGCUGAUGUAGUGAAUACCACGGGGUACUGGACUGUAUAACCUGUCAGAAGCUAUAAUCAUAUUUCUUUGUGGUUCUGAUGGCGUAAUUGAAACCCAUCUUUUAUUUUGGUGUGUGUGAGUGUGUGGAUGUGUGUGUGUGCAGAGGGGAGGGGGGUUUGAUAACAGAUCUGAUGGUUUUAAUCCUCUUUGGCUCGUCUGAAAGAGAAAGAAAAUCCCUCGUCGCUUCCUUCAUCGAUGACACUUUGAGGCGGAACGAGCCGGAGCCUCAGAAAUCAUUGAAGUGGAGAUUAAAGUUAAUUCAGGAACACCUGAAACUUUUGUUGUGCUGAGCUCCGCUAUCUCUCCUCAAUCCCCCCCGGAGGAAGUUAAACAUUUAUCUCAGUCCUUCAGAUUCUUUAUCUCAAACUCUCUUCUGUCCAUCUGGAUACAAAUAACACAAGAUGAAGGUCAGAAAUGAUGCAUCAAUUACUUUUUAUUCUACAGGUCCAUCAUUUCAUAUCAGAGUCAUUUCUAGGGAUGACUCAGACACUUUUUAUGUCAGAUAAUCUGCAGAUAUAUUCAUCUUUUUCUGUCUCUUAAAUGUGCAAUAUGUAAAUUUCCUCUCAGUCUAAACCAGGGGUGUCAAACUCAAAUACACAGUGGGCCAAAAUGUAAAACUUGGACAAAGUCGCGGGCCAACAUUGAUAUUUAUUGAAAAAAUGGACCUAAACAAGUUCAAACGAAAUGGAACAAGCAAAGCUUGACAUAACUUAAUAUUGCAAACAUGCAAAAUCGAAUAUCAAAUAAAACAAACAAACACAUCAACGGCAUUCAUUUCUUAAAUAAAACUUAAAUAAAAAUCGUUUGUCCCUUUAUUUUAUAUGCGGCCUUCUUUAAAUUUAAAUUUAGCAGUAAUCUUUUUCCACAGGCUAAAAAUAAAUGUAAGAAUAAAAUAACAAUAAUAAACCAAAUGACUAAUAAUAAUAUCCUUCAAUGAAUGUGCAGCCAUUCAAGCCUUGGACUAGCAAGAAAAAGUGCAUAAAGACAACUUUAAUUGUUGCUCAGUUUGCUACACACUGAUCUACUGUGUUCAAGCCAAAACACCAGCAGAGCAUUCUGGGAUUUGUAGUAUUAUUUGCGGGCCAGCUCUGGUUGUCAGUUGGUAUUUCCUCGCGGGCCAAAUAUAAUUAUACUGCGGGCCAAAUUUGGCCCACGGGCCAGAGUUUGACACCUCUGGUCUAAACAAUCUCAGAUUAAAACCGGUUAAAAACACGAGGCUCUGAGCCGGUGUGUGUGCCGCUAAUGUUUUCUCUGGUUGUUUCUCUGAUUUCUUAAGAUCCAGACAUCUGAUAACAAAACCUGCUAAUGUGGUUAAAAAUAUACAGAGAAAAACAACCAAGACGUCAUAAAAAUGUGGCUUUUAACUUGAUUUAAAACGUCAAUUUAUGAAAACUUUUGGUGGCAAACGCAAAGAUCCUGCAACACAGUUAGCUUGAUUAGACUUACUAGUUUGAAAAUUGUUGGAAAUACUUAGAAAAUUAUAAUUAACUCAACAUAUACAGUCAUGGAAAACAUUAUUAGACCACCCUUGUUUUCUUCAAUUUCUUGUUCAUUUUAAUGCCUGGUACAACUAAAGGUACAUUCGUUGCACGAAUAUAAUGAUAACAACAAAAAUAGAGAGACAUUUUUCAUGGUUUUCUUAAUAAUAACCAAAAAAAUUAUCAGAAAAAACAUGUAAAAUGUCUCUUAAGUUAAACUCUUAAGAGCUAUUUUUGUUGUUAUCAUUAUUGAAGAAAACAAAGGUGGUCUAAUAUUUUUUUCCAUGACUGUAUCACAUAGAUAUAGUCAUUUUUAGAUAUUUUAAACAUCUUGCUUAAACUUAAACUUUUCACACAGCUGCUCAUCUGUUUUACUCAAGACACUCAAGGUUCAUUUCAGCAUGUAUUUUAAGCUAAAAGAUCGCAUAAAAUUAUACUUUUUUACCCCAAUAUAAGAUCCAGUAAUUCUGUAUCAUAUCUACACAUCCUUGUCAUUUCCAAUAAGUUUCCUAGAGAGAAAUUUGCAGUUUGCAUUGCAAGAAAGUAUUUAAAAGUGCAAUUUUGAGGUUCUUGUACUUCCCAUCUAAUGCUACUUACUACUUUAACUUCACUACAGUUCAGUGAUAAAUAUUAAACUUUUUACUCCACUACAUUUAUUUUAAGUACAUAUUUUUAAUUUCUAUUAAUGCCACUUUUCCCUGAGUAAAGGAUCUAAUAUACUUCCCUCACUGGAGCUGAUUAUAGAGCACCGAUCGGCACACUUCUAAUCAAUUAAUUUCACUUAAUUGCUGGCAGAUAAUCUUUUAAUCAGGACACAACAUUCAUCUACAGAGAACAAAACACAGUUAUUAGUAAUAGAUGAUUCAAUUAAUUCAUAUUUAUUCUGGUUAAUUGCAGCUUUUCUUUCAAAGAAAUAACUUUUUUGCUUAAUUUAGAACCAAAUAACACAGUUCCUUCCAGUUAAUGUCCCCUGAAAUUAUUCAAAAUAAUAAUAUAAAAACCUGUAUUUCAUCAGUUUUAGUGUCUGUAUUAAUAUUAUGUAUAACUUUUGGUAUAUUUAUAAAAUCCCUGAUUACAAAAAUGUUGGGACGCUGAGUUAAACAUAAAUAAAUGUAGAAUGAAUCAACUUUAGAAUUUUAUCAAAAGUUUAUCAGAUGGAAUAUGAAAUGUAUAUUGUCUUUUUACAGUUUAUUGAAUAUAUUUCAGCAAAUAAUUGCACUCAAUUUUAUGUUUCAGCCAGUGUCCCAACACAUAAAUGUGUUUAAAUCAGGAAUUAUAGUUUUUGUUUUGGUGAUAAAACUCAAAUGAACUCAAACUAAAAGUCUGAAUGAUGGAAUAUAAUUGAAUCCAGAUGUACUGAAGAGACUUUUUGAGGGGAAUUAAUUCAAUUAAAGUGUUUCUAAACUAGUUCAUACGACUUGAGAUGAGAUCUAAAAGGUUUUUUUUCUCAGAUCGGAGGUUUUCUUCCAGGAAUAAAUGAGCUCAGACUGGUUUGAAAAGAGAAUAUCUGCGCUCUCUCAGUUUAUUCUGACGUUUUGAUCGACCCGCCAAAUUAAAAGCCCUCCAUUCAUAAUUGAACGCGCUUCCAUUAACUUCCUAUCUGCUCCUGCUGCAGCCGGUCACAGUGUUGUUUCAUUAUAUUAUUAAUUCAACUAAAAGUUUAUCAGAUGGAUCCUUCAGGGGCUCGUUAUACCCACAAUGCAUCACUCUGCGGGGGAAGAGAGAGAACCAGAUUCUUCUCUCAAAUCUGAUCAGCAGAAGUGACGAGGGAUGAAUCCAAUUAUAGAGAAAUGUCGAGCGGGGUGCGUCCCAUUUCAGACAUGUGUCUCCAGUGUCCUCAGAUUAACAUCAGGAAGUGAUUUUUUGUUUUAAGAUUUAAGCUUUUACUUUCAUUUUUAGUUUGUUUUUUCCCACGAGUGCUGAAACAUUUAGUUUAUCAGCAGAAAGUUGAUCAAUUUUAAUCAUUUUUAGUAAUUUAUUAAGUAAGAAAUGCUGGUUUCAGCUUACCAAUGUUAGAUUUUACUACUUUUUUGUUAUUUUUGUAUCAUUUUUAAAUGUAAUAUUUUAGGUUUUUGUCAGACAAAACAAGGUAUUUGACGAAUUUUAUAUUAAAAAUCCCCCAAAAAGUAAUUGAAACAUUGCUCAGUAAUGAAAAUCAUAAUAAUUUGUGUCCUAUGAAAGCCCAUUUUCACCAGUGUGAUGGAAACAAUUUAAUUUAAUUUAAACUUUCUCAAAACAAUGACUUAGUACUAAUGCUAGAAUAUCUUUUGAAAAAGUUUCUCAUUAUUCUUUUGAAACUAACUCAUUAUUUUGAGAAUAACUCAUCUGUGGAAGGUUUCUCAUUGUUUUAACAUACUAAAUCAUUUUUUUCUUUAUUAUUUUGAGAUACUAACUCAGUAACUUGAGAAUUUAAGUCAUUAUUUAAGAAAGUGUCUCAUUUUGAGAUGCUUACUCAAUAUUUUGAGGUACUAAUUCAUUAUUUACAGAAAAUUUCUUAUUUUGAGAAUAUUGAUGAAGUUUCUCAUUUAAACAAAAAUACUCUUUUGUUAUAGUCACUUUUUUAAAUAAGUUUUAAUUUUUAAAACAAAUACUUAAACAUUUUUCCAAAGUACUAAGUUAUGAAUUGAGAAACCUGAUUAUUUUGACAUACUAAGACAUUAUUUCUAGGAAGCAUGUCAUUUUAAAGACUUCUUUCUCUCUCUCUAUUUUCACUAGACUCACUUUUUAUCCUAUUUUUUUCCUUUUUAUUGGCGAUAAUUGGCCUCCAUAACUUCCUACAACCUCUACUGUAAACAUAACAACCUGAGAGGACAAAGCUUCAAACUGAAGAAAAAAAGGAACAAAGUCAAACGACCCAAAAAUAGAUAAUAUAGUAUAUAGAGUGUCGCAGCGAAGCGAAAUGGGACGUGGCCGAACGCCGUCUCUUUGAAGGACACUGAAGGGGACACGUGUCUGGAAUGAGACAAAACCAGACAUCAUUUUCUUCUGGGGUGUGAAUGUGAGGGGAAAGGGCGUGUUAAAGGGGAUAAAUAUUCAGAAUGGAACGUAGCCAAAAGCCCAUUUUAAGGUUUUAUGAUGUUGGACUGAAGGGCACAUUGAGGAGAGCGAAUGGGAACGGAGCCGAGAGCGUCCUGGUCUCUGUGGGGGGGGGCAGGAGGUUUAGUUUUUGGGGGGGAGGGGGGCUCAGCAGCUGCUAGAUAAUUAAAGAUUAAGCUGUUCGUCUGUAGUUUUUCAUCAAUCAACUUAUUUUUUAUCAUUUUGUUGAUAAGAUCUGCUCUCAUCCAGUCUCUCCGGUGUACAAACCAACUGACUUUUAACGUCAUCCGCUGUGUAUUAUAGUAAAUAAAAAUGAUUUUCAGAAAUGAAAAACUCUAAAACAACUUUUUUUUUCUGUUUUCUCUCCAUAAUGUUUCCAAAUAAAGUUUCUUUUUUUCCAAAA
Molecule: messenger RNA, 11327 nt
Organism: Centropristis striata (black sea bass)
Lineage: Eukaryota; Metazoa; Chordata; Actinopteri; Perciformes; Serranidae
Gene: arhgap5
Product: Rho GTPase activating protein 5
Exons: 7
Coding region: 446-4960 (1504 amino acids)
Biological process (GO): signal transduction
Molecular function (GO): GTPase activity; GTP binding
Source: RefSeq, a predicted model, not a curated record